Molecule: messenger RNA, 3110 nt
Organism: Chelmon rostratus (copperband butterflyfish)
Lineage: Eukaryota; Metazoa; Chordata; Actinopteri; Chaetodontiformes; Chaetodontidae
Product: zinc finger protein 385D-like
Exons: 8
Coding region: 128-1312 (394 amino acids)
Cellular component (GO): nucleus
Molecular function (GO): nucleic acid binding; zinc ion binding
Source: RefSeq, a predicted model, not a curated record
CGGAGCCGCAGGAGAGAGAUAGAGAGGAGAGGCAGGCUGUGGAGGAGAAGACGCAAAGCCUCAUCUCUGCCUGGAGAUGACAGAUACUUUCAUCUCACACUGAACAAUCGGAUUUCACUCGGCCGCCAUGUAUUUCGGUAAUGUGUGUCACAGCGUUCUGCCGCCGCUGGCUCGUCCCACUCUGGGCAGGACCCAGCCCUCCCCGGACGCAAAGCCCCUUCUCCCCUUCCACCUGCUGCCCGGAUUCACUGACAUGGAUCACGUCCAUAAAGCUCUGAUUGGCCCAGGCUUCGGCCUAACCUCGCCGCUGAAGAGGAAGGCCAGCUCCUGUGGAGUCUGUCGACUGAGGUUCAACUCUGAGGUGCAGGCUUCUUCCCAUUAUAGUGGAACCAAACAUGCAAAAAGGCUGAAAGCUCUGGACGCCCCUGAUCCAAAGAUCAGGACCUGUGAACCGGUAGCCAAGGAAACCACAUCGCAAAUGCUCUCGUCGCCCUGCUUGCAGCCCUCCAGCUCUGACACAACAUCAGGAGAACCCUCAGAUCCAAACACCGCUGCCUCAGAGGCAGCGCCAUCGAGCUGCAGCCCCUCCGAAACUGUGAAAGCACCGUCCGACCCCUCCCUGUCGCCCGGCUCGAGAACGCCGGAGAAAGAGACACAAAGAGAUGGCGAGGUGGAGGUGGCUCCAGAGGGGGAAACGGAAGAAGAGAAAGCCAAACGCCUUCUCUACUGCUCGCUCUGCAAGGUGGCCGUCAACUCCGCCUCCCAGCUGCAGGCCCACAACAGUGGCACAAAGCACAAGACAAUGCUGGAGGCACGGAGCGGCGAUGGAGCCAUCAAGUCCUUCCCAAGGACCGGGGUCAAGGCCAAGUUGGCUGCGCCGUCUGAGUUGGCAACUGGACUCCAGAAUAAAACUUUCCAUUGUGAGAUCUGCGACGUGCACGUCAACUCUGAGACUCAGCUCAAACAGCACAUCAGCAGUAGGAGACACAAGGAUAGAGCAGCAGGUAAACCAGCCAAGCCUAAAUUCAGCCCCUACACUCCCACCCCGCGUCACCAGGGUUUCCAGGCGAUUCAUCUGGCUCUACGGAAGAACCAGGACAUGACCAAACCUCUGGCCUCGUGUCUCCUACAGCGUCAACUCUCCGUUGCCGCUGCCGCUGCUAUGGCAACGCUGCCAUCCUUCCCUCUCCGCCCUGCCUCAAACUCGAGCCCCAGCCUGUUUCAGAGUCAGACCCUCCCCCAGGCGCUGCUGCAUCCGGCCCCUGGACCCAUCUGUUCAACACAUACGCCGGUUCUGUUUUCCCCCUACUGACCCAUUGACGUCUCAGUCAGCUCUGAACUGCAGCUGAAAGCAGACUUGAGAUCUGAACAAGAUGUGAUGUAAGCCAGCACUUACUGUACUCCACGUAACAACAGAUGCUCUGGGUUUCAUGGACCAGGACUGAAAACUAAUCGCAGUCACGUUUCCACCCAACGUACCCAGAACUUUUAGUCCUAGGAACAACUUUUAAAAGAACUAAAAUGCUCCCUCAGAUCGCUGCGUUUCCAUCGCAGCCCGAAGACCUGUGAAGAUUAGCCAAAUUAGUCCGCUGAUGUAUGACAACUGUCUUUACACAACAUUUUUGAGUGUGACUCAAUAAGGCAUGAGCUUUGUCGUCAGUCCAUCUUUCAUAUGCUUUCUUCUUUAUUUCCAUGUUGAUGUGUUGAGGCACAAAAAACAAAGUAGCUUGUGCCUGCAGAUUUUUUAAAAUGCUGCACGAACUCGACCAAUCAGAAAUAUUUGGUGCAAGCCCAUCGCCAAAGAUCCUGUACAGGGACAUGGGGGGUAAAAUAAUGUCCCUUGAGCUUAAUUUAGACCAGGUGUGGGAAACGAUUCAACUCAACUUUUUCAAACAUCCAUUCAGACCAUAUUAAAUAUCGUAUUAAUCUCUAAUGCGAUGGAUGGAACUGCUUCUCUUUGGUGAUGCGCCUGAUGUCAGAUGGUUUUCCAGGUUUAGGUCAGUCAGUCUUGAGCAGAACCGCGUCUUACCGAGAGGCUUGGCAACUGACACUCUGGAGCAAUUUUACUUGGUCUGGUGCUAGCAGCUCCGCAGUAACAACAUGGCUCUCCUUUCAGCUUUUGACCCAUUAGCUGACUCGCCUGCAUAACACCGUCUAUGUCAGGAUGUGGUCUUGUGAAAGCUGCUUGUUGGGCACCCAAACCCUGCUCACGAGCAUUUGUCCUUGCAAGUCAUCCAGUUUAGCACGUUUGUUGCUGUGAGGACGCACAAGGUUUGCCGCUCUCAUCACUGCAAGCGCGUCCCCACAAACUAACUAAGGCACACUGGCUUUCCUUUUACUUCAACAAAAAGUAAUGGUCUGUCCAUUUUUCUUGGAAAGCACUGACUCUUUGCAUCUUUUGUUUUCUUGCCAGUCGCCACAAUUCACCAAUGUUACAUCAGCACAACUGCUACCUGUGUGUUGCGUUCAGGGAAGGACGUGUUAGUCGAUUAUUUUAUGUAAUUUUCUUUUAUGUCUUAGAAAAAAAGUCAUUGCUGUCUAGAGGAUUUUUUUUUUUUUUGUAUUUGUGAGUUGCUUUUUUGUACUCGUGAAUUGCCUCUCAGACCAGAUCAAACCGUUUCACAGGCUGCAUACAGCGCGGAAACCAGAAGUUCCCUGCCCCUGAUUUAGAUCCUGGUCCCUGCAGUGGAAACGCGCUGCACCCUCCAAAGGUUCCUUGUCCCUGGGGAAAGGUCUUGCGGUGGAAACGCGGCUCAUGAGCAAGGUUGCGAUGGAGGAAGUACAAAGCAGUGUGUUUUCUGAUAUGAGCGUGUGUGAAUGUGUGAGUGCAUGCACAGAUAUAGCCAUCCCAGAAGUACUAUUUAGUAACUAUUUAUGUGUUGGCUGCACUACUACUUCAUUCCUCCAGCAAGAAACAAGUUUUAUAGAUGCUGAUAAUCUAUAUGACAAUCAAGGAAGUCCCAGUUAAAAAUGGCCUCUUUAAUUCAGUACAGGUAUAAAGGAGAGGCACCUUCCAUGAUGACUAUAACUGUGUCUGUUAAGUAUGAAUCAGAGCAUGUUUGACUGAAGGUGUUUAUUAUUUUCCAAUAAACAAUAGCUGUGGAUACUCA